AUGAGCCUCGUCUUCUUCCUCCUCACCCUCUCUCUCUUCAUCUCCUCCUCCUCCUCUGCCUCACCUUAUCCCUACGGAGGACUCUCCUACCACAUAGACUGCGGUGGCCCCACCGACUCCGUCGACCCAUUCAACACCGCGUGGCUCUCCGACCGCUUCUUCACCGGCGGCGCCACCUCCGUCGUCUCCGAGCCCCUCCAGUUCCGCCACCCCCAGGAGAAGACCCUCCGCUACUUCCCCCUCUCCGCCGGCAAGAAGAAUUGCUACAUCAUCCCCAAUUUGCCCUCCGGCCGCUACUACAUCCGCACCUUCACCGUCUACGACAACUACGACGGCAAGUCCCACUCCCCCUCCUUCGACGUCUCCGUCGAGGGCACUGUGGUCUUUUCCUGGCGCUCCCCUUGGCCCGAGGACCUCGCCCGCACCGGCGCCUACUCCGAUCUCUUCGCAUUCGUCUCCGACUCCGAGGCCGAUGUCUGCUUCUACAGCAUUGCCACCGACCCUCCCGUCAUCGGAUCUCUCCAGCUCAUCCGGGUCGACCCCGCCUCCUACAACGCCGUUUCCAUCGGCCAAAACUACAUUCUCGUCAACUACGGCCGCUUCACCUGCGGCUCCGAUCAGUUCGGCCCCGGCUUCAGCAACGACACCGAUCUCUUCGGCCGCUCAUGGCAAAACGACAACGACGUCCGAUCCACCGACGACGAUUCCACGGUCCGAUCACUGUCCACAAGAAACACCAUCGCCAACACGGACCAGAGCCCUAACUAUUUCCCGAUGAAAUUGUACCAGACGGCGACGUUGGUCGACGGCAAAGGAGUGCUGGUGUACGAAUUGCAGGUGGACGCGAAGCUCGAUUACUUGUUGUGGUUCCAUUUCGCAGAGAUCGAUUCGAGCGUGACCAAGUCGGGGCAGAGAGUGUUCGAUAUACUCAUCAAUGGCAAGAAUGUGAAUCGAAUUGACAUAUUCAAGGAGGUCGGGAACUUCGCGGCUUAUUCGUGGAGUUACACUGUCAAGAAUUUGAGCAGCACGGUGCUGAGCGUGAAGCUUCAGAGUGUGGCGGGUGCGGCGUUGAUCAGUGGGCUUGAGAACUAUGCUCUGGUUCCGGCUGAUGUUGCGACGGUUCCAGAACAAGUGGUUGCUAUGAGAGCAUUGAAGGAUUCACUUCGCAUUCCUGAUAGAAUGGGGUGGAAUGGUGAUCCUUGUGCUCCUACGAAUUGGGAUGCUUGGGAGGGAGUUACAUGCCAUCUCAAUAAGAAUGAAACUGCCCUCGUCAUAUCUCGAAUUGAUCUUGGAAGUCAAGGCUUGAAAGGGUUUAUCAGUGACCAGAUUAGUCUCUUGUCAAACUUGGCAAGCCUGAACUUAAGCUCUAAUUCUUUGGGGGGCACUUUACCAUCUGGUCUAGGCCAAAAAUCUCUCAACAAGCUGGAUUUGUCAGACAAUCAAUUUUCCGGGUCUAUACCACAGAGUUUAGCCACUUCAGAUCUCCAGCUUGUGCUAAUGAAUAAUAACUUACUGGAAGGCCAAGUACCAGAGGAGUUGUAUUCGAUUGGUGUGCAUGGUGGAUCUAUUGAUCUCUACGGUAACAAAGGUUUAUGUGGGGUACCAUCUUUGCCUGAUUGCCCUCUAUUUUGGGAAAAUGGUGGCUUAUCUAAGAAGGGUAAAAUUGCAAUAGCCGUAUCAUGUGUUUUUGGUUUCUGUCUGCUGCUGUUGGUGUUAUACAUAAUCUGCAUCCGAAGGCGUAGGAAUGAUUAUGACUUUGGCCUACCUCAAGACUUAAUGUCACUUGCUGCUAAGAGAAACAGAUAUCAGAGACAGAAGUCCUUGAUGCUUCUUGAAAUGGAGAGCCAACAUGCCAAGGCAUUAACACCUUUUACUCCACAGUAA
This is a messenger RNA of Prunus armeniaca (apricot), 1884 nucleotides long. The record is from the annotation of a GenBank genome assembly. Lineage: Eukaryota; Viridiplantae; Streptophyta; Magnoliopsida; Rosales; Rosaceae.